CAUCAUUAUCGUUAUCAUCAUCAUCAAGGCCUUCAUCUCACCCUCGUGGUCCUCACAAUGCCAAAUAUCUCUUCACGCCUCCAGCAUCUAGUUCCGGUCCGAGGGAGAGGGGAAUGGUCCAGGCUGAAGACCUUGUCUCGCGAAUCCAUGUCAGAGCACGUCGCGUGACAGGAACCCAACGGCGUGCCGCAUGACGUCUGGGCGCUAUAUGCUAUGCGCUGGAGAAGAACUGUAGUCAUGCUUCUCUACAACAAUAUACACAACGUCUGUAAAGUGCCGAAUUCUGCCGUAGUGGUAUGCUGAAAGCGGAGCAUCGACCGACGGAGAGAAGUUGCAACCCGCUGGUGACCGCAUCACCACUUUGCAACGAACACCAGCGACGAGGCAACUGAACAGGCCGUGACAUUGAACGGGCAAGAUACAAACACCAUCUAAGCAGACCUACCAUAAACAAACAGACAAAUAUCAACAUCGCCCUCUACCGCCGCCUCGGUAUAUCCCCGCCCGCGAAGUCGUGGUCCUCGCCCCCACCAAUACCAAUCACACACUUCUACCACACCAGUCUCGAUCGCAACGAUGGGCUCCUUCAUAACCAACCUCUGGGAGAGUGUCUUCACGCCCGGCACUACGCCCACCCUCCUUAUCGCAACCAACGUCACCUUUGCUUCCUUACAAGUCCUCCUCUUCGGCCUGCUUAUCGCGACUUACAGUAUACACUUUGCCGUCUUAUCCGUACUCUGCGGAGGCCUUUGGUACAGCAUCAAUUGGUUCGCGAUGGAAUUGCAAGCCGCACAGCGAGCAGAGGAUGAGGCGGAGAGGUUGAGGAAACGGAAAGCUUCCUCUGCGGAGGAGAAGCGGGGUGAAGUUGGUGAUGCGGAUGAUGAGGGGGAGGAUACAGAGGUGGAGGGAGCGGGCGGGACCAAAGGCCUAGGGGAGAGUACUGCUAGUUUGUGUGGUGAGGGAGAGUUGGUGGGUAGUGCUGGUGGGUUUGCUGGAGAGCGAGUCGCACAGACAGCUGCACAGGAUCUGGUGGUGGGGACCACGGCGAGUGGAGUGCAGGCCGAUAUGAAAGAGACGAGGCAGAGACUGACCACCAAGGCCGAUCUUUCGAGUAGCGAAUUCAGCACGGAUUCUGAAUGGGAGAAGGUCAGUUGAGGAGGAGAUCGCACUGCGAUCGAUGAAUGAGAUGGGCGCUGGCUGUAAUGAGCCCGAACCCGUCACGAUACCCAUACUGCUUUUUGAACACCAC
Molecule: messenger RNA, 1249 nt
Organism: Sphaerulina musiva SO2202
Lineage: Eukaryota; Fungi; Ascomycota; Dothideomycetes; Mycosphaerellales; Mycosphaerellaceae
Product: Pkr1-domain-containing protein
Exons: 1
Coding region: 577-1155 (192 amino acids)
Biological process (GO): vacuolar proton-transporting V-type ATPase complex assembly
Cellular component (GO): endoplasmic reticulum membrane
Source: RefSeq, a predicted model, not a curated record